Messenger RNA from Leptopilina boulardi, 12575 nucleotides. It is a transcript of the gene Dora, whose product is annotated as zinc finger SWIM domain-containing protein 8 homolog. Gene Ontology annotation, molecular function: zinc ion binding. Bases 142 to 5217 code for a protein of 1691 amino acids. The transcript has 20 exons. Gene Ontology annotation, cellular component: Cul2-RING ubiquitin ligase complex. The record is from RefSeq and is a predicted model, not a curated record. NCBI's taxonomy places the organism in Eukaryota, Metazoa, Arthropoda, Insecta, Hymenoptera, Figitidae.
AUUCUCGAUUGGGAAGAGACUGAUCGUUUCUCAUUCGAGGAUUCCGAUCGCUUCGAGGAAGAUUCACUAUGUAGUUGGAGCAGUGAGCCUGAAUCCAUAUGCAACAACUGGCGAGGAUGGCGACGACCACCUGCGGCAUUUAUGACCUCAAAGAAAACAGCAGAAGAUGGACAGACUGUAUUGACGCUUUGCGAACUAUCGGCAAGAUGUGUCGCCUCACAUAUUCCCUUCGAAUUGGUGGAACAUGUUUAUCCACCAGUUCCAGAACAACUUCAACUAAGGAUAGCUUUUUGGAGUUUUCCCGACAACGAGGAGGACAUUCGACUUUAUUCAUGUUUGGCAAAUGGAAGCGCCGAAGAAUUUCAACGUGGCGAAAAUCUCCAUCGUUCAAAAUGUGUCAAAGACCCCCUACAAAUUGGUUUCCACCUAAGUGCCAGUGUAAACGUCCCAAUGUUAUCGACUGCAAAUGGAAGCAAGGCCCAAUAUAAUGUCGCAGUGACAUUUGAUCGUCGAAGAAUCACUUCCUGUAAUUGCACCUGUAAUUCCACUGCUUAUUGGUGUUCGCACGUGGUUGCCGUUUGUCUACACAGGAUACACAUGCCAACACAAGUUUGCUUGAGAGCUCCAGUAAGUGAAUCACUUUCGAGGUUACAGCGUGAUCAGUUGCAGAAAUUUGCACAGUAUCUCAUCAGUGAAUUACCGCAACAAAUUUUGCCAACUGCACAGCGACUGCUGGAUGAAUUAUUGUCGGCCCAACCAAGUGCUAUCAACAGUUACUGUGGUGCACCAGAUCCAACAGCAGGAGCAUCAGCACAUGAUCAAACCUCCUGGUAUCUUGACGAGAAAACACUUCACGACAACAUUAAAAAAAUAUUGAUCAAAUUUUGCGUACCAGCGCCUAUUGUAUUUAGUGAUGUGAAUUAUUUGAGUAAUACCGCUCCGCCGGCAGCAGCAGAAUGGUCCUCGUUAUUACGUCCUUUACGGGGUCGCGAACCAGAAGGCAUGUGGAACCUCCUCUCGAUUGUUCGUGAAAUGUUCAAGAGGACCGAUAGAAAUGCAAUACCCCUUCUUGAAAUUAUCACUGAGGAAUGUAUGGCCUGUGAACAAAUCCUCGUCUGGUGGUUUAACACAAAGGUGGCAUUAUUGAAUGGCACGAGUCAUGGUAAUGGAAAACACGCCAACAUGAACAGCAAUGCUCAUGCCUCGCAACAUGCCUGCUCAUCACUUUGUGACGAAAUUGUUGUACUAUGGAGGCUCGCCGCUUUGAAUCCAGGCCUUUCACCCUCUGAGCGCGACAUGCUUCACGGUCAAUUUGCUGCCUGGCAUAUGAAGAUCAUCGAGAAGGUACGUCGAAGGUUGAAGGUGAUGAAGAGUCGUGGUAGUUCAGUAUCGCAUAAUUCACAUAACAGAAAUAAUGGAGGUGGACAGAAGGAUUCGUUGAAAACUGAUCUGGAAGUCUUUACAGGAUUCAGGCCUGCUAUAGAAGCCUGUUAUUUAGAUUGGGAAGAAUAUACUCUGCCUGGUAUAACUUACACUGCAGAAAGCAAUCCAAUGUAUCAUUGUCCAUUUACUUGCUUUAGACAUGUUGGUGAUACCAGAACGGAAGUGAAUCAGGUAAAUUCAAGUGCUGCAGUGUUAAAUUGUCAGCCACCAACUUCUCAUCAUCAUAGCAGAAGGCCUUUGAGUCUUGGCCUCGUUGAAUUUAGUUAUACGGAUAGACGAAGAUUAAAUCCUCGCGAAUUUCCUACUUUGUGUUCACGAAUAGGCGGUGGUGAUGGAAAUCGAAGCAGUGAUAGCUCCGAAGGUUUUUGUGAAAACGAUGGAGAUAUUAAUGAUAUUUCUGAGCCGCCAGUUGUCUUAGUUAGAAGAGGCUGCGGCCAAAUUAAUAAUUGCGGUGAUACCGAUUCACAGGAGGGCGGAGGUAGUGAAUCAUCAUCGAAUAGCAAUGCUAGUUUGAAGAACGCUCAAGGCUUGGACAAGCAUCGCUCAAACGCCUCGUCCGAGACGCAUAGUGAUAGUAGUGAUAGUUGUAGUAACAAAGCGCCGUGCGAAGUGAAGUGUAACAGGACGACGGGUGUGGUGGACUUUUUAGAAGCAUCAUGUUCCGUAUUAGCGAAAGCGAGCAGUUCAAAAAGUGAACAGGAAUCGGAUCAGGAGAAGGAUCCAUCAAGGAGGCCGUCCAAGGAUGAGAGCUCAUCGUCGAGCAGUGACAGUCCAUCCGGCGACGAAUAUAAUGUAUAUUAUUAUGAUCCAAAAGCCGCUGUCAAUAAUGGCAUUGGCACUAGUAAAGAAACAAAAGGUGAACCUCAUGGCGCAACUUCCGCCAACACUAGCAACGUUUUAGGUAAUCUCAAAAAGACGGAAGACCCAUGGGAUAUACUUUUUGCCCGUGCGGAAGGCCUCUAUGCACAUGGUAAUACACGUGAGGCAUGUAUCCUUGGCAUUAAAUUAGCCGAGGAACUUCUCGCCAAUCCUCCUGAUCUCAUGAUCGAAGUGCCUCCAAUGCCAGUCAAGGGCAAGCGAAAGAAGCAACAAGUUAAUCCUGCGUCUCAUAAGCUCACGUGUCUAGCGUCCGCUACUUUAGCCAAAUGUGGAUUUCUUUGUACGGUUCUUGCAGAGAAUCCAGAGCAUCAUAAUUUAGCUUUCCGCGUUGGAUUAUUUGGCUUAGAAAUGGCGAGACCACCAGCAAGCACCAAACCAUUGGAGGUAAAAUUGGCCCAUCAAGAAAGCGAACUCGUGGGUCUUUUGAAAAGAAUUCCUCUAGGACCCGCGGAAUUGACGAUGGUCAGACAAAGAGCAAAACAAUUACGAGAUGGUGUUCUUCGAUCAAGAGGUCAUGCACUUCUUCCAAUUAUGCUCGCCAGCUUUAUUUUCGACGCACUCAAUUCUCCAAGACUGAAACUGCCCACAGGCGUUGACGAGAAUCUCGGGUUCGAAGCAGCGGUGGCCGCCCUAGGACUCAAGGCAAAUGUCAGCGAGGCAGAUCAUCCUCUUCUUUGCGAGGGAACUCGACGUCAAAGAGGAGAUUUGGCAAUCACUCUUUUGGUUCACUAUAAGGACGAGCCGAAAAAAGUGGCGAAGAUAAUGGACAAACUUUUAGAUCGUGAAGUACAUCAACUAAUCAAAACUCCGAUUGUCAGUAGUUACUAUAGUUCUAAUCCUCCUACGAAAAGCCAGUUGGCAGAUUUUCGAAGAGAAAAAUCAUCCUCGUCACCGUUGACGGGAGCAGAAGCAAGUAGCUCAACGGAUGGAAUUGCUGGAACUUCCAGUCGACCUCACAGUAGCACGAGUGCAGAACUUGAGGCUGGAAUAAGUGCGAUGACUGUACAGCCACAAACUCCUCAGCAGCCGUUGCCCUCACGAACAAAGGAGCCUAGAUACAAGAAUAAGAGAGCAUCAAUACCGAAGCCAUCGAUUCCGAAUCAACCAUCAGAAGCGGGGGCACAUUUCAUGUUUGAGCUGGCAAAGACUGUACUUGCAAAAGCCGGUGGUAGUAGUUUAACAUCUCUGUUCACGCAAGUUUCAACGAGUCAAAAUCAUCAUGUGCCCCAUCGGGCGCUUCAUAUGUGUGCCUUCCAGUUGGGACUUUAUGCCCUUGGUCUUCACAAUUGUGUCAGUCUUAACUGGAUAAGCCGAACUUAUUCAAGUCACGUGUCAUGGAUCACGGGUCAGGCAAUGGAAAUUGGAACCCCGGCAAUUUGUUUUCUGAUUGACAGUUGGGAGGGACAUUUGACACCGCCCGAGGCAGUCAGUAUUGCUGAUAAAACUUCACGCGGAAGUGAUCACAAUAUUGUAAAAGCCGCGGCGGAACUUGCACUCUCAUGCCUCUCGCAUUGUCAUGCACUCAAUCCGAAUGAGAUACAAAGAGCGAUCCUUCAGUGCAAAGAACAGGGAGAAGAGAUGCUGGAGAAAGCUUGCAUCACAGUUGAAAAUACAGCGAAGAAAGGGGGCGUAUAUCCGGAAGUUCUUUUCCAAGUUGCCAAGUACUGGUACGAGUUGUACCUUAGGCACACACCCGGUGGUGAGCAACAGGAUGAAAUUCCACACGAUCCUCUGCAACUAGAUCCAAAUGGAGCAUUAAUGGUUGAGUCUGGACCUCCGGUGGAUAUGACCACUGGUCAAAUCAUGUCGGGUCCCACGCAAACAGUAGUUGUCACUAGUGCACAACCACCUCCUCUACCUUAUCCUCAUCCAACGAUAACUACAUUGGCUCCUUUAGUUGCAAUGCCAUAUGCUGUGGGACCAUACAAUUUUAUACAUCCGCAUCAUUCAAUGCCUGCGUUCCCGGGUCCAAUGCCACCGCAUCGAGUCGCUUUACCACCUCCGCCUCAUAUGCAGAUGUAUCACACAGCAUUUCCACCACAUCCAGGACAUCCUCAACAUCCGCAGCAUCAUCAUCCACCACAGCCAACGCAACCGCCACCUGUGCCACAGUAUUACGCUCCUCAACCCACAGUGACGACUGUCAAUGUCAAUCCACCGCCAGGAACUCAUCAUAUGUUUACUAUGCAACAACCGAUGCCAGUUAAUGUCCAAACGAGCGUUCAGUCGAUUCCCGGUCAAAAUGGAAUACCAGGACCAACGUUAGUUCAAGCUCAGCCAAUAAUUUCGACAGUCAGAGCUCCAUCUCAGGUUCACAGACAAAGUCAACCAUUUACAUCGCAGCAAUUUAGAGCACUUGUUUCCGCUUAUCGAGUGGGUAUGUUGGCUCUGGAAACAUUGGCACGUCGUGUACAUGACGAUAGACCGCAGGCAAAAUAUGCAAGAAAUCCACCCUACGGCGAAGAUGUUAAAUGGUUAUUGAGAGUCUCCAAGAGGCUUGGCACUCAAUAUCUUCACCAAUUGUGCAUUUGCACGGUGAAUAGCAUUGUCAGUCCCUUUGUUCUUCACGAUGUUGCCCUCGAGUCUGCCCACUAUCUCGCUAGAAAUAAUCCUGCUUUCGUUCUUCAACAUUUGCGAUCCGCACUCUUGGCUCCACUUGUUCAUAAAUGCCAGCAAAUGUAUAUUCAGUGCAUGCAUCAGAAGUUGUAUCAUCUGAUAACCGCUGAUUACGAGGACUUUGCAAGUGUUGUGUGUGCUGCUCGGGCGGCUUUUAACAUCACCCCAGAGGGACACACACAAUUUAAGGAAUGGUUACAGUCCAUAAAAAGAUCGCAGUCAUGUAAUAAGGAACUUUGGGUGCAUAUCAAUACAGCAUUACAGCAGAACAGUAAAUGACACAGAGUAGAAACUGGAGUACAGUGGCUUGCAUCUCAUCCACAAAAUUAUCAUCCGUUAAUCGACGAUACGCAAUUAUCAUCAUCAUUAUCCACGAUUCCCGCCGUGGUAUUACCAGUAUUGAAUCAAGAACGUCGAAUACGAUCGCGCAUUGGUCAUCAACAGCGACAAGAUCUUCGUCCUUGUCAGGAUCAACAUUCGCUACGUCGUCGACGUCCAUCAUCGUCAGUUGCACCUAUUCAUAAUAAUGAUCACCGAGCCAUUUCAUCAUCUGUGUCACCGUCAAUGGCGGGUGGUCGUUGAGGCACAUCAAAAAAAAAAAAAAAAAAGAAAAAAAUAAAAAAAAAAAUGAAAGAAAAACUCUCUGGAUAGCGAUCCCAGGGACGAGUUUUUUUUUUUUUUAGUUUAUUUACAUGACGAUUAAUAUUAUUCGUUCAAUUAUAGUUCUUUUAUUCACGGGCUUUGAAUGGAAUCGAGUGAAUGUUUUUUCAUUUUUGACAUUUAAUCUCUCAUGAUUAAAUUUUUUUUUCUUAUUUUGAUCGACGAAAAUAUUUUUCUUCAUUAUCUCGUUAAUAGAAAAAUUUUGUUUUCACUGAUAAAAAAAAAAUGUAAGGCGAGAAAAAAAUGAUCUCUUUGUAUUGAUAAGUGCGAAUUUAGGAUUUCUGUUCUUUUGUGUAAAAAAAAAAUCAUUCUAGUUCCAAAGGCCCGUUUGCUGUCGAGCGCAGUUUAAUUAGAUUGACAAUUUUUUUUUUUUAGUUAAAAAUAACACUAUUAUAUAAUUAUUACUAUUACAAUUAUUAUUAAGUAUGAAUUUAGCAUCGCGUUGAGUUUGAAUGACUUUACAGUUUUCAGUGCAACUGAGUAAAAUAAAAAGAAACGAAAAUAAUAAAAAAAAAAAAGUAUCGCGACGCAAAUUAGCCAAAUCAAAAUUCAUUAUCCCGGAAUCGUUAAUCGGAGACGCAGUAAACGAAUCAUCGAUCGACACACGAAAUCAAUUUUGAUUUAGAAUGAACGUAUUUUUAGCUUGAAUUAGAUAGGAAAUUUUCAUUUUUUUCGACUCUUAGAUAGGGGUGAAUUCUUGUUUUAUUUUUGUAAAACGAGUGUGAAACAGAAACAGAUUUUUUUUUUCUUAAAUCAAUAAUUAUUGUCUAUUUAUAUAUAUAUAUAUAUAAAAAAAAAGUUCAAGAUAUUCAGAGCGAGAGAGAUAUUUAUAUAUAGGGUAUAUAUCUGUCUAUUGUAUUUGAAUUCCCCCUUGUCCCUCUCACUCACAUGGAGCAGAUUCUUAUUAAUUUUUUUUUUUUUUUUUUUUUUUUUGAAAGCAUCUCCGUUUCUCUCUUUUUUCUAUAUAUAAAUAUAGAAAAAAAAAUUGUCGCGUACUUGUUUUGUACGACAUAGUAAAAAAGAAAAAUAUGCAUAUUUACUAUUCUCGGUUUUGUCUCGACGACAAUCCAUCAAGAAAAUGAUCUCUGUAAUUUUUAAAUUAAAUUUAUUUUAAAAAAAAAGUAUGAAAUAAAGAAAUGAAGAAUCUUUAAACGCUAUAACAUAUCAUCAAAACUUUGAGCCACCUUUUUCCAGUUUUUGUGCGUGUGUGUUUUUGCAUGAGAUAUGUAAAAUUUUUUUUUUUUUUUUUUUUUUUUUUUUUUGGACUCUACAAGAUUUACGUCUUUUGUUUUUCUCUCUCUGUCUCUUAUUAUCGACUUUUUUCCAUUCUGUCUGCGAACACUUUUUUUUAAUUUCUUUUUUGAAAAUUGAACUUCUCGAGAUUUUUCUGAAUUUCUUCUGUCUCUAAAAAUUUUUUUAUUUCUACAUUUCUUAAGUCUCAAUCGAUUUCUUAAGUUUUUUUCCCCCUUUUAAUAUUUAAUAGUCUCUUGGCUCCUUAGAUUGUAGCCUCUAAACUCAUAGUUUUUUUUUUAUUUUUUUAUUUAUUAGACUUUAGUCUACUUUUUAGUCUUCUUAGACAUUAAAACUCGCUGGAGAUUCGCUUAAUUUUUUUUUUUCAUCCAAACUCUCGUCCACAAUAUAAUGAAAACGAAACAAAAAAAAAAAAAUUUACUUUUUUAAUUGAAAAAAAAAAUGCAGCUUAGCCUAGAAAAAGUUUAAGUAUUGAAUAAAAAAUUUAAUCUAUUUAUAAAAUCUCUGAGAUAACGGUAAGAGAAAAGAAAGAAAGAAAAAUUUAUUUUCUAAUACUCGCUAUCCACGAGACGCGACAGCACGCGUUUUUUUUUCUUUUUUUCUUUAAUGACGUCGUGACGAUAAUUUCAACAAAAAAAAAAAAAAAAAACAAAAAAAAAUAUAUUGUUAUUUGUUUCUAGUAUUGAACACUAAACAGUGCCUCGUCAAAAUCUAUGUGAACACUUUUUCAAAGCUGAGAAUGUUCAAUAUAAUGUGACAUUGUCUGCUCUCUGUAAUCGUAUUAUUCAAACAGUGUUAAACAUGUAAGUUUAUCUAAAGUCGUAGGAUAAGAAAAAGUAGAGUUGUCAUAAUAAUUAAAAAAAAAAAAAAUAAAAGAAAAUCACAAAUCGUCGAAUCAGAUUUUUUUGGGAUCCGAUUAAAAAUUAUCGAGAUUGUCAGAUAAAUCAAAUAAUGAAGAACAUUUUUUUGUCAAAAGUUAAAAAAAAAAAAAAAAUUAUUUGUCUAUUAAAAUUUGAAUUUUGAAUUUCUUCAAGAAUAUUUCUUUUAAUUUAUAUAUACAGCGAAAAAAUUUAUUUUUGAAAUAAAUCUAAAAUAUUAUUAAAGAAAUUCAAAACAUACAAAUUUUCUGUGAAUGUUUUGUUUUUUAUUUUAAAAAAAAUUUUUUGCCAUAGUUUAAUUAAUCAGAUAAAAAUUUUAUAACUUCAUUACUUAUUUUUUUCUUUUCUAAAUAGUUCUUUAAAACUUUCAUCAAUUAAAUUAAAUAAAAAAUAAGUUAAAAAAUAAUUUUUAAUUUCAAUAAUUGUUUAUUUAAAUUUGUUUUUACAUUUGUAUCAAUAAUUUUACUUUUUACCAUAACAAUUAAUUGUUAAUUUACUAUAGUAAAAUUAGAUAAAAAAUUUGUGACUCGAUAAUUUUGUGGGAUCCAUGUAAAAAAAAGGUUUUGAGCAGUUCAAGUAACUGGCAAAAAAAAAAAAAAAAAAAUUCUAGAUAAUAGAAUAUAAUAUAGAUAUAAUAAAAAAAAUACACGAAAAGAAAAUAAUAAUCGUGUAUUUAGUAAAUCAUCACGAAUGUCAUAAGCAUUACUUCUCGUUUCAUCUAUCAUCUUAUCGUCUUAUCGCUCUCGUCUAUCUUUUUUUUUUUUUUUGUUUCAUAUUUUCUCAUUAAAUUCUUGUUAAUUAGCUAAUGUCACUUUAAAAAAUAAGAAAAAAAUUGAUAAAAAUGAUAAAAAUCAAUUUUAAGUUUUUCUUACUACGCAGAGAUCGAAAAUGGUUGUGAAAGAUAAAAGCAAUCUGUUCAAGAAAAAAAUUUGUAAAAAGAUUGUUCUCAAAAAAGUGUUAGACUUAAUUUUUUUCUUUGAUUAAAGUAAAUUAAUAUUUUUUAUUUUCUCUUACUUUUUGGCACUUUUAUUAUUAUUGGUUUUCAAGAUUUUUGAAAAAUUAUUCAUAUUUAUUUUUUCAAAUUUUCUUAUUACUAAUUGUUUUUAAAUUUUUUUUAUUACUUAAUAAUUUCCUAGGUUGUGCCAAAAAAUAUUGAAACUCGUAAAUUAAAAAAAAAAUUUUUUUUUGUCAAAGCUUUUGUUUUUCAUUACAUUUUUUCUUGUCAUCAAAAAGUCAUAGAAAAAAUAAAUAAGAGUUGAUAUCAGUUGCAGACAUAGAAAAAAAUACUAAACGAAAAAUGAAAAUAUAUUUUUCGAAUUUUUUGGCUCAUCCUAAAUAAAAAAGAAAAUAAAACCUUCCCUUCACAUAAAUAUAUGCAUCUUAUAUAUAUAAAAGCAUUUUUUCAUCAAAUUUGUCCUUAGCUAUUAGUCAUUUUAGCCUAAUUAGAAGAUUGUAACAUUACAGAACGUCCUAGAGGAAAAAAAAAAUAUCGUUUUUAGCAUUUAAUUAAAUUAAAUCAUAUAGGUAAACUGUACCGUAGAAGUGCGUUUAGUCUCGGCGUAGAAUGCUAAUAAUUAUUGUCACUGAAUUUUGAAAAAUCAGUGAAGUCGUACUUAAGUCAUGCAGGUAAAUAUAAAAUAAAUAUAUAAAUAAUAAAUAUAAAAUAAAUAUUAAAUUAUAUAUAUAUAUAUACAUAGAAAUUAUAUAUAAAUGUACAUGGCGUCUAAGAAUACUCGCGUUUCUACCGCCACUCUAACAAGAAAAAAAAAAAAGAAGAGAUUGAUAAGGAAACUGCUCAGAGAUUAAUUCUUUCCUCCUCCCCCCCCCUUAAUUAGUCAGUAAAAAAAAAAGAACGAGAGCAAGAGAAAAAAAAACGAAAUAAAGAGGAAAAAGGAAGAGCGUGCGAAGCAAAUGGAAGAGGCGAAAAAUAUAUUUUUACACUUGGUACCAAAAAAAAAAGUUGAAAAAAAAUUUUUUUCUUCAGAAGAGAAUUUUAGGCGUUCAAUCUAGAUUCAUAUAGUGUAUUUAAAGAAAAAUGGAAAAUGAAAAAAUAAGAUAAGAAAAAAAAAAAAAAAAAAAAAACCGUACUAGUUCUGUAGAAACGCGAGGACGUCGCGAAGGGUUCGUGGAAUAAAAAAACAGUCUCUACUUAUUUCUAAAAAAAAAAAAAUAAAUAAAUUGAAAAAUUUCCAUGGUCGUGACUUAAAAAAAUUUUUAAAUGAAAAAAUUUUAUUCCGCCUCUUUGUGAGUCUUGCAAAGUAAAAGUCACUGAAAAGAAAGAAAAAAAAUUUUCUGAAACAGAAAUCUUUUGCAAUAGGAAAAUUUAAAAAAAAAUUUUUAAAUUAGAAAAAAAUGACUUUUACUAUGCGGCUCAAAAAAAACCCCCCACUGAACCCUAAUAAUAUAUAGAAAUAUUUGCAAUUCAUAUAAAAAAAAAAUAUUUGCACUUUUUUCUCUAUUUAUAUAUAUAUGCAUACAACUGCGGUUGUAUUGUUUAUAAUUCUUUUUCGUGAGCAAUGAAAAUAUUCAGCUUUCUAUACCCAAAAAAAGGCAAUUUCCAAAAUCGUUUAUAUAACACCUAUAUAUAUAUAUAUAUUAUAUAUAAAAAAAAAGAAAAAAAAAUGUUUCUUCUAAAAAGGAAUUCAAAAAAAAAUAUAAUUUUCCAAAUUUGCAAUAAUAUGCAGGGUGUUCAAAAAGUUUCAAGGCAAUAAUAAUUUUCUAUAUUAUAAUAAUAAAAACAAAAUAAAUAUUAAAAAAAAAAAAAUAUGUAAAAAAUAAUAUUAAAAAAAAAUUCUUUUUUCAAGAAAGUCCAGAGCUUUUUUAAUAUUCUGUAUAUAUAUAUAUGAAGAUACGCAAAAAAAAUUAAAUCCUUCUUUUUUUUUUAAGGGAAAAAGUUUUAUAUUGGCAAAUAAAAAAAAAAAAAAUUAAAUAAAGAAGAACCACUUUUUGAAAAAGAAGGGGAAAGAAAAAUAGAGAAGCUCAGGAUCCUCUUUUAUUAAAUGUUAAAUAUUAAGAGUGUAUCGAAAUUUGUGCAAUUUCUUGCAAACGUCGCAGGUUUCGAUGUCAGAUUAUUAAUUUCGAAUUUAGCGUACAUAUAUAAACAAUAAUAAUAAUAAUAAUAGGCAAUUAAUGAUGUGGAACAUUAAAAAAAAAGAAGUAAUAUUUUUUUGAAUUACAUUUUUUUUAAAUUAGUGACUUAUAAAUAAUAAUUACAAAAACUAUAUGUGUAUUAAUAGAUAAUUAAUUGUAUCAAAAAUUUUAAUUAAUUAAUUUUAAUUAAUAGAUUUUAAUUAACAAAUAAUUAAUUGAAAUUUAAAAUAUAAAUAAAAUAAUUGCAAAUUUUUUAUUAUUAUUUAAAUGAAACAAUAAUUUGCUUGUAAAUAAAAGGAGAAAUAAAUUAAUAGAAAAUUAUAUUUCACUUUUAAAUGGAAAUAUUGAUAAUUUCAUUAGAGGGGGGAAAUAGAUAUAAUAAUUCUUAUUAUAUUCCCAUCAUUAAUUGUUAAAAAGAAAAAAAUGGUCGAACGUCGAGAUAUCUGAUUGUCAGGCUUCUUGUAUCGGCUCAAAUUUAAAAUGCUCAAUAUUGAGAGACGAAUGAAAAAAAAAGAAAAAAAAAAAAUGUUGCUCAGCUCAUUCUCUAUAUAAUUAUUCUAAUAUCGUUGACCGAUCCGAGCAAAUUUAACGAAGAAAAUUUUUUUCUUUGUCUUAUUUUUUUACGCUUACGCCGCAUUAAUGAUUAUAUGUAUUAUUAUAACAAUUGUAAUUAUUAUAUCUUGAAUAUUCAAUAUUAUUAUUAGUAUAAUUAUUAUAAUUAUUAUAAUUAUUAUAAUUAUUAUUAUUAAUAUUAUUAUCAUUAUUAUUAUUAUUAUCAUCAUUAUUAUUAUAAAUUUAUUAUAAGAUGAGAGUCUAAAUACUUUUAACGGCCAAGUCGUCCUGCGACGAAAAUUGAUUUAUAUAUAUAUAUAGCCAAUAAAAAAGAAAAAGUGCGAAACUGGCAUAGAUAUAUUUAAAUGAUAUAGGUUUAUUCAAUUUUAUAUGAACAAGGUCAGUGCAAAAAUUUUGCUUGACAAAAAACAUAUUAUUUAAAUUAAAAACGGAUACCGAAAAAAAAUACUAUGAAAAAAAAAAAUUUCAAUGGUAAUUUAAAAAUUAAUAAUUUAAAUAAUUUAAAAACAAUUCUUUUUACAUAACAUUAAAUUAGAAAACAAUUGAAAGAAAAUUUGUAUUAUAAAUAAUUUUUUAUUUAUAAUUAUAUUUUUCUAAUAGAACAAUAAUACUUAUAUAUAUGGCAUUAAAUGAUUUUAAUUAAUUUAAAAAGCAAUUGAAAAUAUAUAAAAAAAAAAAAUUUGCACAGACCUUUUCAAAUAUAAGAAAUAUAUGUGAAUAUUUAUAAAUUACGUAAUUAAUUAAUUAUAAUUACGUAAAACAAAGGCAAAAAAAAAAAAAAAAAAUGAUGUAAUGUCAUUAUAACUCGAUAUUUGUCAUGAUUCAUGACCAUCGUGUAUCAGGAUAAUUAUUCAGGUCGUGAAAACAGUAGAGAGUAGAUUUUUCAAUUUCUAGAUGUUGAACGCGAGAAUAUUUUAUAAAAUAUAUAUUUAUAUAUAUGUAUUAAUAUAUAUUAUAUAUAAAAUAUAAUUCGUAUAUAUUUUAUAUAUUUAUAUAUUAUAUAUAUUUAUAUAUUAUAUAUAUAUAUAUAUGUAUUAUACUAUAUUGAACAUUUAUUGUGGAUAUAUUGUUGCAGGACUAAGUAAGCGGUCCCAUUCAAUGAUUAUAGAAAUAAAAUAGCUAAUAAAAAUAAGAAUAACAAAAAAUCUCUAAAAAAUAAAAAAGAUACGAAAUUUAAAAAAAAAA